ACAGUACACAACGUCCAUUGCCCAGUGCUGAGCUGUGAAAAGGCGCAUGGGAACACGACCUCACUUCCUCUCUACAUUUCCUUUUGUGACAUCAUCGUCCUCAUGACCACCUAGCUACACUUUCCCACUUAUGGAUUACUCUUCUACCUUUGCGAAAACCCUUAUCUGGGUUGGCUUUCCUAUAUCGAGUGUCCAACGUCUUUAAAUCACUGACGAAAAAUAAUUUGAGGAUCAUGGGAUUUUUUUCCUUCGCUUAAUCUUUCAUGAAACAAAACAAAACACUUCAUCGAUAUGAGUAGUGGCAGAGACCACAGAGCCAAACAGGGCAAACUCUGAAAGGGACUAAAAUCCUUGAGUCCCGUUCCUCCCCUUUGGAAGAGAGGAGGGCUUGCAAAAAAAGGCGGGAAAAUGCAAGCGGACAACCUUUUCAACAAGAAACUCCAGGCCCUGAACGGAGGAGGUGGUGGCGGUAACAUGGGGCCACCCAUCAACACCACCACCGGUGGCGGUGGCGGCGGCGGCGUGCAGGGUAGCACCCCCGCCAUGCCCAAGAUGGGGGUCCGCGCCCGUGUCUCGGACUGGCCCGGACGGAAGGACAUCGCCGGGGACAACAGGCCACCACCCCGCUAUGACAGCCUGGUCACCAGCUUCCCCAGCGUACCCCCUCCCCCUCCCCCACCACCCCCCGGCCAGCUCUCGGAGGCGGCCAUGUUGAAGCAAAGCCAGGCCUCCCUCAUCUCCGCCGCCAACUUCCUGGAGACCAAAUACGGUCUGACGGACCUCCUCCACCUCAACAGCGCCGCCUCGCCGUACAAGCCCGGCUUCAACCCGCUGCGCCAGAGGAGCAACAGCGACGUCACCAUCUCGGACAUCGGGGCGGAGGACGUCCUCCACGACCAGUCCACGGCGGUGAACCCCAACACGGGAGCCGCGCUGCACAGGGAGUACGGGAGCACCUCGUCCCUUGAUCGGCAGAGCAUCUCGGGGCAAGGGUUCUCCGCCGGGUCGACUGCUGGGGUGGUGAGGCCACAGAAUCCGGAUCUUGGGGCUCCCUCGGAGCUGCCAAGCGCCCCUCCUCCAUCACAGGUGCUGCCGGAGCUGUUGCACUACACGGCUCCGCCUCCCCCGACCACCACGCUGUCCCCUGCCCUGCAGACGGCCGCCCAGAUCGCCCGCGGCGACAUCAUCUGCAUCUCCAACCUGGACUACGUGGACCCCUCGCUCUUCUACAGCCGGGAGCGCGAGCGCUCCAUGCUCCAGCGCCAGAAGUCCGAGAAGAGCGAGCCUUCCGGGUUGUUCCGGCGCCUCCGCACCAUGAAGGGCGACUCCGGCGCCGGGGCCGGCGAUCGGCAACGGCAACAGGUGGCAGAGCAGGACGAGGUGGCUCGGCUGCUGGGUCGCCCGCAGAGCUUCCAGAAGUGCUUCGCCCACCACGACGUCCAGUCCGUGCUCUUUAACAUCAGCGAGGCGGCGGCCAACCGCGCUACUAACUACGCCCGCCGACGCAACGUCAGCACCGGCGCCUCGGCCGCAUCCCAGCACCUCCCCGGCAGCGCCAUCCUCAUCGGAGGAGGAAGUGGAGGAAGCACCGGCGGAGGCUCCAGCGACGGCAGCGCCGACCCACUUCCUGGUUGCGACUCCCCGCUAGGAAGUUGCGAAGACCUGGGCCAGAAGAUGGCCGGCUCCGGCUCGGACCCGGACGAAGGCGACGGCAAGAGCAAUGGUCUGGUGCUCGGGUGCCCGUACUUCCGCAACGAGACGGGCGGCGAAGUGGAGCGCAGGCUGGGCGUGACGCGGUCCAACAGCGCCAACUUCAGCGACGGAGGCGGCGAAUACAGCCUGGAGGCCACCAUCAGCUCCCAUUGCACCAACGCCGGGGUGUCGGUGCUGGAGGUGACGCGCGAGAACUACCCCCUCACGCGGGAGAUGGUCAAGCGGUAUAACUUUGAGCAUGUCGACCAAGGGGCGUACUACUAUCACAAGUACUUCUACAAUAAAGAGCACCAGAACUACUUUGGGGUGGAUGAGAACCUGGGACCCGUGGCCCUGAGCAUCCGUAGAGAGCGGCUGGAGGACAGCACCAGGGACGGGGCCCAGUACAACUACCGGAUCAUCUUCAGAACCAGCGAGCUGACCACCCUGCGAGGCGGCAUCCUGGAGGAUGCGGUGCCCUCCACGGCCAAGCACGGCACCAACCGCGGCCUGCCCCUGAAGGAGGUGCUGGAGUACGUGGUGCCCGAGCUCAACACCCCCUGCCUGCGCCUGGCACACAGCUCGCCCAAGGUGCCCGACCAGCUGCUCAAGCUGGACCAGCAAGGGUUGAGUUUCCAGCACAAGAUCGGCAUCCUGUACUGCAAAGCGGGCCAGAGUACGGAGGAGGAGAUGUACAACAACGAGAGCGCCGGCCCCGCGCUGGAGGAGUUCCUGGAGCUGCUGGGGCAGAGAGUCAGGCUGAAGGGCUUCACCAAGUACCGCGCACAGCUGGACAACAAGACUGACUCCACUGGUACCCACUCGCUGUAUACGGCCUAUAAGGAUUAUGAGCUGAUGUUCCACGUCUCCACCAUGCUGCCCCACACGCCCAACAACAGACAACAGCUGUUGAGGAAGAGGCACAUCGGCAACGACAUAGUGACCGUCAUCUUCCAGGAGCCGGGCGCCCAGCCCUUCACGCCCAAGAACAUCCGAUCUCAUUUCCAGCACGUCUUCAUCAUCGUACGAGCACACAACCCCUGCACUGAGAACGUCUCUUACAGUGUGGCCGUGUCUCGCUCCAAAGACGUCCCGGCGUUCGGGCCGCCCAUCCCCAAGGGCGUCGUCUUCCCCAAGUCGGCCGUCUUCAGGGACUUCCUGCUCACCAAGGCCAUCAACGCUGAGAACGCUGCACACAAGUCGGAGAAGUUCCGUGCCAUGGCGACGCGCACGCGCCAGGAGUACCUGAAGGACCUGGCGGAGAACUUCGCCACCUCCACGCCGCUGGACUCCUCCUCGGCCGGGGGCGGCGGCGGAGGCAAGUUCAGCUUCAUCACGCUGGGCGCCCGCCGCAAGGAGAGGUCGCGACCCCGCGCCAACGCCCACCUGCAGAGCAGCGGCGCCAUCACCUGGGCCGUGGUGGCGCGCGACCUGGACCCCGCCAGCGUGGCGGCCACUAGUCCUACGAGUCCGGUGACGCCCGGGGAGUCGGCGUGCCUGCUGGUGGUGUCCAACGAGGCGGUGGGGCUGAUCGAGGAGGCCUCCAAGGAGGUGGUGUUUAAUUGCUACUGUCGGGAUGUGAUUGGCUGGAGCGCCUCUCCGCUGGGCCGGAUGAAGAUCUACCACGAGAGGGGCGCGUGCCUGGCCUUCACCAUGCAGGACAGCUGUGGAGACGAGGUCCGGGAGAUCGCUCACAGACUGGAGAUCGUGACGCGUGGCUGCGAGGCCAUGGAGAUGACCCUGCGCCGCAACGCGGUGGGCCAGCUGGGCUUCCACGUCAACUUCGAGGGCGUGGUGGCCGACGUGGAGCCCUUCGGCUUCGCCUGGCAGGCGGGACUCAGGCAGGGCUGCCGGCUGGUGGAGAUAUGCAAGGUGACGGUGGCCGCUCUCGGCCACGAGCAGAUCAUCGACCUGCUGAGGACCAGCUCCACGGUGACGGUGGUGGUGGUGCACCCACACGAAGACGGCACUCCACGCAGGGGCUGCUCCGAGUUGUACCGCUCCCUUCCCCUGGUGGAGUACAAGAUGGAGAGCGAGGCUGGCAUGCCGGUGCCCGUGUCCGUGCCCGUGCGUCAGAUGCCACCCUCGGCCAUGGGCACCCUGACCAGCGCUGCUGGGGUCGGGUGGCACCGCGCCCACCCCAUGUCGGCCGCCCAUCAGCAGAUGGCACGGACCUCGCCCACGCAGGCCCAGCAGGCUCCGUCCCCUAGCCAGCAGCAGCGGUUCCACUACGCCCAGGCGGCCAUCUCGCGGAGCACCUCCUUCGACAAGAAGUUCCAGGAUGGACAGAGAGUCCUGCAGGACUUUGAGGGCCCCCAAACCCCCGUGGGCACCAGGGACCCCGGCCAGAUGUACUGCAGCUCCCCCAGCAACCAGUCCACCUCCAGCGACCCCGGGCCCUGCGCGUCCUGGGGGCAGAAGAGUUACGACGGAAGCCAGUCUCCUGCCCUGCACGACCAGCCAGAGGAGAAGGAGGGACUGGACCGAGAGCCCAAGCUGGAGAGGACCCGAUCAGCUGAGGCCAAGUGGCACCUCCCCUCCACCAAGAUCUUGAACCCGGGACUGCAGAGGCAGGGGGCCAAGGAGUCCUCCAGGAAAUUCCCCCGGGCGCGUGAUAAGAGCUGCCCCAGCCACUGCUCCAGCCACUCCAGCAGCAACACCCUCUCCUCCAACGCCUCCUCCGCCUCCAGCAGCGACGGCGGCUGCGGCAGCGGGAGCGGAAGUGGCGGCGGCAGCGGCGGUGGCGGUGUCACCAGCGGCAGUGGUGGCGUAGUAGGGGGCGUUCCCACUGGCGGACCCCACCACGGCCACCACCACCACCACCACCACAGCAAGCACUUCGGCUCGGCUGACCCCAUGGACCCCGAGUCCCUGGGCCUCACUUACAUCAAGGGGGCGUCCACCGACAGCGGCAUCGACACGGCGCCGUGCAUGCCCCCACCUCCCCCGCCUCCACUUCCCCUGGCCAUGGGUGGUGGCGUUGGCGGUGGGCCUCGAGGUGUGAGCGGCGGUGGUGGGUCUGGAUUGCCAUGGACUGUGGAGUACCAUGAGGAAGGGGAUGAGGAGCUGGCGGAGGAGGAGGAGGAGGACGAGGGGGAUAAGCUGUACCUGCCCCCCCAGGGGUACCCGCACACCCCCAGCGCCGCCUCCACCCGGGGGGACACAGGCCACGCCACGGACGGCAGCACCGGGGACCUGAGCGAGAUCUCAUCACUCUCCAGUGGCUCUCGUCACUCCGGCAGCCCAUCCGAGCGCAGUGGCGGCGUUGGAGGCAUGAAGACCAGCAGUUCCAUGGACUCCUCCUCCUCCUCCAAGCUCUACAUCAUCUCCCCCACGGCCCCCGGCCCCGGCCCCCACAGAGGUGGUGGUGGUGGCGGUGGGGGCGGCGGCGGCGGCGGGGGCGGCGGCCACCCCUACGGGACCCAUGGCCAGCAGCACCAGAGGGACCUGAAGUGCCUGACGGGAUGGAAGAAGGGCCAGGAGGCCUCCGCUCUGGAGGAGCAGGCCAGUCCUACAGAUGGCUUGGUGUCUCUCCUUCUGAGAGCGCUCUUGCAGAAGGCCAGGCGUAUGUAUCUGACGGAGCCUAGCUGUGGAGGAGGGGAGGGGAAGCAGCAGCUCUCCAAGGAGGAGUUCCUACGCCUGCUGCUGCCCGACAGCCCCCCAGGCCCCGGGGGCCGACUCAAGUCUGCAAUAGGCCAGUCCCCCCACCACACGGGCCGCACGCUGUACCGCACGCUGUCGGACGAGAGCCUGUGCAGCAGCCACCGGAGGGCGUUGUCCCUGGCCAGCUCCCGCAGCUCCAUGCUGGACCAGGUGCUGCCGGCCGACAUCCUGUUUGGCAGCGCCGCCCCCUACCACAGCACGCUGCCGCCCCGCAUGACGCUGCGCAUGGCCCACGGACAACUCAAGAGUGACCUGUGGUACUCGGAUGGCUCGCUGGCGGACAAGGCGCGGCUGGCGGAGGCGGGGCUGAUGCCCUUACCUGACCCCGUGGGGGGGCUGGACUGGUCGCACCUGGUGGAUGCCGCGCGGGCCUUUGAAGACCAGAGCGCCCCGUCUCUGAGCUCCCUGAGUGAGGCUGAGCAGGCCAAGCAGGUGCUGGAGCUAUCCCCCGAACUCACCCGAAGCCUCCGCUCACGACGAGGACAGACCUCUACACUGGACUCAGGGGAUGGUUCCCCUACUUUACUCACUGGCAAAGUCAACCAGCUGGAGGUUAUACUCAGGCAGCUGCAGAGCGACCUCAGGAAGGAGCAGCAGGACAAGGCCAUGCUACAGGAGCAGGUGCAGCACCUGCGGCAGGACAACAUGCGCCUCCACGAGGAGAGCCAGACCGCCGCCGCACAGCUCAGGCGCUUCACAGAGUGGUUCCUGGAGUCCAUGGACAAGAACCAGUGAAGAGAAGAACCACUAUGGGAACCCUACCCAGUGAAAGAGGAACCACAGGGGGGGGGAUGUCAAUAUGGGACUCCCAAUAUGGAGGACCCCAUGAGGAUACAAACAGAACACAACAACAUAAAUCUACACCAGCCGACCUGGAACCGUCUUUAGAACCAGAUGGGUUAUUUCAUAUAGUGGUUCCCCCUGAAACCAUGGACAAGAAUCCCUGAAGGACCCUACACUGUCAAGGGGAUUUCAGAACUUGAUAACGAUGCACACAAAAACUACUGACAGGACAGUUUUUGGGAAUUCAGCUAUACAACUUUACCUAGUGACUCAUCGAGUCCAUUGAUAUGAACCCUUGAAUACAAUGUUUCAUGGGACUUCAGAAUGGAACCUUAUGGAGACACACCAACACUUUUCCCAAUUCAACAGUGGUCUGCUUGGAACCGUUUUCAGAACCAUACAUGCUACUUAAACAUGGAUUAUUCCCACACCACUAAACCCAAUAACAUCAUAAGGACCUCAGAAUUAGUACCUACUGCAUGGAUACACACACCACUUCCUGUAAUUCAACACGGACCUUUCUGGAACCCUUUUUGCAGGACCAGGUGGGUUUACUUCACUGAGUUGUUCCUUGAAUCCAUGGACAACAAUGCCAGACAAUGUCCAUACAAGGCUAAGGGGACCUUAGAAUGGGACCCCAUAAGAAUACACACAACAACAGCAUAAGUUUCUCAAGUGUAUCUAGAACCGUUUACCAGAACCAGAUGGGCUACUUUGCUAACAGGAUUAUUCUACUCCAUGGAUAACAAUCACUGAACGUUGCAGCAUUACUGCGACCUCAGACUGAGUCUCUGUAAGGAUGCACACAACAUCACGGCUAAUUAUUCGAACUAACCAACCUGGAACCUUUUUUUAGAAGUCUAUCCCUACACUCCAUGGACACAAAUUCCUGAAAGAAAGGGUGAUAUGGGCUGAGACCGGAAAACCAAAUCCCGUAAGGAUAGACAGAAUAGCAGUACACAUAACCUACACUUCCCUAUCCUGGAACUGUUUUUCAGAGCACCAACCGGGCUGCCUUCGAAAGGGGACUUCUUGCAUCCAUGGUUUAUAAGUUCCUGAUGGGACACUGGACCCCAAAUGCAUAUACACCAAUAAAGCGAAUAAUAAGCGCUACCGAGUACCGAUUGGACAACCUAAGCAAUGGGACAUACCUACAAGACCUUCCGAAAGACUGAUGUGGCAAUGCCAAAACAGCUGUACAUGGAAAACACACGUGGAGCACUAGCCUACAUGCUGUAGUUCUUACAAACCACACCUGGAAUUGCUUCACAGAUCCAGCUGGGAUACAUUAACAACCCAAUUCCUUGCUCCAUGGAUAGGUAGCCCUUGAAUCUACAGUAGUAGUACAGCGUUGGAAGAAGACACAACAACAUAAUACCAGACAUGACAUUUAACAAAAAAAAAGUUAAAAUCAUAACAAAAACAACUGCACCUGUCUAAACCAGCACCAUGUCACUGACUCAAAUGCCUUUUUCCCAUCCGGAGGAGUUUCAUGGAGAGGAACCCCUUUGAAUGGGCAGUGGACAAAAAGAAACGUCACAUUUCUAUAACACAAUGACAAUUACAAGUCAUUAAUGUUUGAAACAGAGCUAUGUUACUACUUAACACCCAUGUCAUGUCACUCCCGCACUUCUCCCAACUUUUAAACCCUUAAAGGUAAACACAGUGAUGCCACUUGUGUCUGGACUGUGAGACACAGUGAAGAGUCUAACACAACUUUGCAGUGUUAAUGCUACACUUUGAGAGCUGGAUCAACACUAAGGAUGUUUAAUUUGACUCUAAGUGUUGAAGUAUUUACUCAGUACUGCUGAUGUGGUUAUGUCGACCCAAACAACCUCCCUCCCACACACACACACACACACACACUUUCUCCUCUAUGCCCCCCACAAACACUCUCCACCCACCCUCCCACUCCCUACAGUGUUUGGAUGCGUAGGCUAACAUGCUAACACGCUAACACUGAGUCAACGAUGUGGACUUUUGGCGAGGCAGAGAGAAAUGUGAGCGAGUGAGGAGAGGGCAAAAACCGGAAGGGGAAUUUUAAAAAAAAUGGACGAACGAACUUUAAAGGGAUUGAACAAUGACUAUGAUGGACAAAUAACAAACGGUGUGCUUUUUCUUUGUGGAAAAACUGAGACAGUAUCUGCUUGCACUGCCAGGCACAAUGUUUUUUUUGAGACAAAUGAGGAGCGUGGAUACAAACAGAAGGAGAAGAAAAUGAAUGUAAUUGAAGAUAAAUAAAAAGUCAUAUUUUCUUGGGUGCCUCGCCAGCAUUUAAACCUGUUUUUUUUCCCUCUCAGAUAGACUCGAACCUUGAACCCAGAUGGAACUACGUACUACUGUAGACCGAUUUUUUUUUUGUUGAAACCCUGGGUUUUUGUUUUGGUCUCGACUUGUUCGUUGUUCGUUUUUCAUCCUUUCUGUGUGAUGGUUACGUUACAAGAGCCAGGUCAGGUCCUUUUUUACCGUUGGUUCAUUUCUGAGUUUCAUUUCUGGGUGCUUUCCUUGUGUAUGUGAACUUGUAUCUCUCUAUCUCUCCCUCCCUACCUCCCUCUGUCUCCCUCCAUCCUUCCCAUUCUCUUGUCCUUUACCUCCCCCCCUCCUUUCCCCAUCACCCUCUCUGUCUGUCUCUAUCGCUCUAUCUGUAAGUAGUUUUGUACAGUAAGAAAUUAAAACAUUGUGGAUCUUUUGAUCUUUUUUGGAGUUCUAGCAGCAAUAAUAAUUAUGGUAUGGUGCGUUUGUAGUCACAAAACUGUUUUUAUUUCCUGUAUGGUUAAAUAGCACUGACUGUGAUGAUGUUGUCAAAGAUGCAGUUGUACUCUGAUAUAUUUAUUUUGCAAAAGAAAAAAAAAUGAUGACGGAGAGAAAAAAAAAGAAAGAUUAAGUCCCCCAUCAUGUGUGCCUGAAUUGAACUGUGGUAUUGUGGCUGGAAACUAACCGGACUUUAUUCUAUCUUUUCUCUCUUUCUCUCUUUCUCUCUCUCUCUCUCUCUCUCUCUCUCUCUCUCUCUCUCCACUCCUUGUCUCACUUCUUUGUCUUCGUCUCCUCUCCUCUCUACUUUACUCUUUGUCCUUUUGCGCCACAUAUCCUACCCUAUGUGUGUACAGUUUUAGCCUACUUCGGGGUGUCAGCUUGAACCUUUUUCUCCUCCUCUUUUCUGUCUCUCUAUCCCUCCCUCCCUCCCCAAUGAAAACCUAUUCUUACCAUGGUCAACCCAGUGUGCAUUGAGGUGUAACAGACCCACAAGUCACCUCAGUCCAAUGCCAAAAUGUUGUCAAUGUUGUCUGUGUAAAGUACCUCAGAGAAAAGACAAAGACAAAACAUGAAAGAAAACUAAAGUCAAGUUAAGUCAAGUGUCUUUUUUUACGAAGCACUCUUAUUUAAGCUUAUUUAACCCCAGUCGUACAGUACAUAAUUCCUACCCCUCAUUGAAUAAAAACAAGGAUAUUAAUUAAUUGUUCAGCAUUUGGCUGCAUUAUGUAUAGAACCAGACCCCAAAUGAGAGACUUAAAUAUAUAUGGAGAAAAAAAAAACUUAUAGCUGAUUCCUGGGUACUGCUCAUGGUGUUUUUUGGAUGCUGCUAGACAUUGAGAUUCUGUUCUUCUUUUCUUUUUUUAAAGGCCUUGGCAAAUAAUGUUUUGUUUUGUUUGUUUAAGAUGGGACACUAAAAGUUAUUUUAUUGUUUUUUUUCUUUUUCUUUUUAAAAUAAAAUUUAGGAUGUGGA
This is a messenger RNA of Engraulis encrasicolus (European anchovy), 9862 nucleotides long. Its product is annotated as signal-induced proliferation-associated 1-like protein 2. Gene Ontology annotation, molecular function: GTPase activator activity; protein binding. The transcript has 30 exons. The record is from RefSeq and is a predicted model, not a curated record. Bases 409 to 6090 code for a protein of 1893 amino acids. Gene Ontology annotation, cellular component: cytoplasm. NCBI's taxonomy places the organism in Eukaryota, Metazoa, Chordata, Actinopteri, Clupeiformes, Engraulidae. Gene Ontology annotation, biological process: activation of GTPase activity; regulation of small GTPase mediated signal transduction.